Messenger RNA from Ostrea edulis (European flat oyster), 3918 nucleotides. Its product is annotated as serum response factor-like. Gene Ontology annotation, molecular function: DNA-binding transcription factor activity, RNA polymerase II-specific; protein dimerization activity; RNA polymerase II cis-regulatory region sequence-specific DNA binding. Bases 200 to 1510 code for a protein of 436 amino acids. Lineage: Eukaryota; Metazoa; Mollusca; Bivalvia; Ostreida; Ostreidae. The transcript is spliced from 7 exons. The record is from RefSeq and is a predicted model, not a curated record. Gene Ontology annotation, biological process: positive regulation of transcription by RNA polymerase II.
UUGUAACCCAUCUGUUACUAUACGCGCGCUCCGCGUGCAGAGACGAUAAACUGUCAUGACCUACAUUUCUGCGCGCAUUGAUAUAGCCGUAGUGAUUUGCCCGGUAUUCCGUUUAUGGCGAGGAGCAAAUUAGGUACAGUCACUCCAUUCUUCCAUUCAUGAUCAGCUGAUACUAUAGGUUGUAGCAGGGACGUGUUCUAUGAAAACAAUGAACGGUACACAUUUAAACCAACCAGCCUUUCCUACUGCCCCUGGGGGAGGGGUACCCACGUUUACUAUGGAAAAUGUCGACCCUUCAGGUUUGGAAGAAGAAUCGGACUCUGAUGGGGAGAUUUCUGUGGCAACUAAUCCCCAGGGUCUCAAGCCCGGGAAAAAGACGAAAGGACGUGUCAAAAUUAAAAUGGAAUUUAUUGAAAAUAAACUGAGGCGAUAUACAACUUUUAGCAAACGCAAAACUGGAAUUAUGAAAAAGGCUUACGAACUGUCAACUUUAACUGGCACUCAAGUGAUGCUGCUUGUGGCCAGUGAAACUGGUCAUGUCUAUACAUUUGCUACAAGAAAACUUCAACCUAUGAUCACAAGUGACAGUGGAAAAGCAUUGAUCCAAACAUGCUUAAAUUCUCCGGAUCCACCACCAGGCUCCCAGCCCCAGAUAACAAUGGACCAAAGAAUGAAUCCAACUGGAUUUGAGGAAACAGAAUUGUCAUAUGCAGUGGGUGAUGAAGAUCACACAAAAGUAGACAAUACAAUGAAGCCCAUGUUUAUGCCCAUGUCCAUCCCCGAGACAGGAGUGAUCAAUAGGAGCUCACCGGAUAACACCAGUGGUACUUCUUCCCCACCCCAGCAGUCUACCCCAAGCAGCCAAACCACCCAACAGGCAACGCCCACAUCAUCAGCCGCCAAAAAUCUGGCCGGCAUGUCUAACGUUAAUCUGACCAUCCCUGGCUUGCCACCAGGAGCAGUGUUAGUCCCACAAGUAGGAGCAGGAUCAUUGAUUCCUAUCCAACAGAAUGGGCAGCAGAUGGGACAGUCCAAUCAGGCUCAGACUCUGUAUCGACUACCCAACUCGAAUCACAUUGUAGCUCUCUCAAAUGCUGGCACAGAUUCCUCCUCCCAACAGCCACAGGCUACUUCAGGAUCCAGUUCUGAUAACAUGGCUACACUGACCAAUGUCAGCACAGCAGGACUACAGACAGCUCAAGCAGGAACACAAAACGCAGCAGCAAUGACUCCCGGUGUAGUAAUGUAUCACACCCCUCAGGGUAUUGUGUAUGCCCCCACAACACUUCAGGAUGCCAGCCGAUCAGUCUUUAACUUCCAGCAGACACCUACAGCUCUGUCCUUACCUCAGUCUGAGAAUGGACAGCAGAUCAUCACAAUCCCCAUACCGGUCAGUCUGGCUGGAACAGGAAACUCGCAGGUCCCAGUCUAUCAGUUUGCAACUCAAGUGGCAGACACCUCACAGUCGACCUUGUCUCAACCCACACCUGCAAAAAAAUCAAAGAAAUGAGAGGAGAAAACUGUCCCACUGACCAAACAGUGAAUGGAGUUGUCUGCUCUUUAGAGGAGUGAAACGGACAGUAUAGUUAUGUGCCCUUGCAUAAUGAAGGUUGUCUUCCUUAAACAUUCUGUGGUGACUUUAUUUGUGCCAAAAUACAGACUAACUAGAAUGAGAUAAUACAGUUGUAUUGCAUAUUGAGAACAGACUUUGAAAUGUUUUGUGGUGUUCUCUCCAAUGUGCUCAUACAGCAAUCUCUGGUUCAUGUCCAAAUGCUGUGUGUGCAUACACACGUCAGAAUAAUGUUGUGGACACCAAAGAGCAUCAUUUCAGAUAAUUUGUCUCCUAAAUAUAACAAAUGGCUAUAAAUUUCAUAGCCAAAAACUAAUUGCAAGUCAAAUUCGCAGUUCGUCACUAUAUUGCCAGCAAUCCUUUUAGAGUACCAUUUAAAUUUUCAGACUCGUAUUUGGUACAGAGAAAUUAUUGUUAAAAAAAUCAAAGGACAGGGUCAUAGUAAUUAUCCACUUGCAACGAAGUAAUGCAUAUGUGAGUGAUGUAUAUUUCCAAUAUUAGAUUUAAUGUCACAGUUAAUAAAUAGAUAUGGCCAGUUAUGAGGGGAUGCUUUACUUUCCAAUCUGGUGUUAUCAUACAAAUUUUAAAGUGUUUGAAAAUGGUGCUCUUUGAGUGAUGUCAAAUUGCCAGGGGAUUUUCUGCUUUGCAGUGCCCAUGUUUAUAAUUUUAGUUAUUUAGAUACAAAUUGUAUUUAGUAGCAUGUAUCCUAGUACAUAUUCAAGAUGAAUUUUGACAUUGCAUUUGAAAUAAUUACGUGUAGCUGUAUUGAAUAUAUCCCUAUCCCAAUUUAGAAUUUAAAUUGAGAUCAAAUCACAAAACUUCCAUUUUCGCUCACCAGAGUCUCCUGUUAUUCUAACCCUUAUAAAGCAAAGUUCUACAUUGUCCAGGGGACUGUGAUUUUUGUAUCCAGCAAAGUUAGGAUAGGCCAAGACUGGUGAGUGAGAAGAAUUGUGAUUGACAGGGUUAGCACAUGUAGAGACUCAGCUGAAUGAGAAUACUGCAGUUCUUGGUGAAGUUAGGUUUGUGUAGCCCAAGACGAUAUCCUGGUUGUGUGUACUCGCCCUGACGGCUGAUGUAUGGUUUUACAGGAGACCAUCUUAUUAUGCUGCUCUGCUCAUUAUCUACACAAAUCUUUUAAAAAGUCUUUCUGAAUGCAGGAUGUCUGGGGAGAAAAAUUAAUUUUAUACAUUGUAUGGUAUAUAUACACAAACGCUAUAUAUUAUAUAUAUUUUUGUACCUUACUGUUGCAUUUUAAAUAUUGCCUGCAUAAACUCUUUUUAUUUAUUUAUUUGGUAUAAAUGUAACAAGUGUGAGUGUUCGAUUUAUCAUGAGCACAGGACUAUCAGUUACUAACAGAAUGGCAGCUGUAGUUUAGAAUUGUAGAUUAAAAUAUUGGUAUUGCUUGUGAUUUAUAACUUCAGAUCACAGAGACAUUGCAUUGCAGCUUUGGACCAAUUUUUAAUGUUGUUAUAUAUCUUUUCACAGUUAUCUUUUUAGUGUAAAUGAUCUUUAAUCAAUCUGUCAUAAAUCAACGAUUGGUUCAAUUUCUUGCAUAUUAAUCGAGUAUGAUACUUGUUAGAAUAGAUUUUGUAAAGUGAUUAUGUAAAUAUGCAUGAAGGUGUCUCAUUUUGUAUGUUGUUAAUGGCCUUUCAUCAUAAAAGUAAUAAGUCCUUAAUCAUGGUCAUAGGAUACCCUGAAAAAAAAUUGUUGUAGAAUUUUGUAUAACUAUUUGUAAAUUGUUUAAUUUAGAUAAAAACCCACAUUAACCACAAAAUUUUCCUAUGCAACAACCUUUAUUUUUGCUUUAUUCAUAAAUCUUCACUGGAAAAUUCAGUGGGAAAACGCUACCCAAAAACUGAAAUCAUUCAAAAGUGUCUUUUUUUAUUGGAUGACCGAUUUACAUUAUUGUUUGAUCAAAUAAUAGAAAAUUCCACGUAAACACAGCAAAAUCCUACUUUAAUUGAUGCGCUCCAACUUUUGGGUAUCCUAUGACUUUAACAUCAGAAGUGUACUGGAAGCAGAUUGAAUGUUAAGUCAUGAACUGCAUAUUAUUUUAUGUAUAAGUUUCUUGAUUUAUACUAGUUCUUUACUGACAUCAGUAUGCACUAGUCAUUUCUCGGUUGAAACUGCUUCUUGUUUAUAUGUGGUAUUUUAAUGAGCAGGUAUGUUGAAAUCCAGUAUGUAUUUAUUGAUGUUCAAGGCAAUGUGUCAUAUCAUGAUUUUUUUUAAAUUUAUCACAUUAAGAAAUUUUGAGAUUAAUGUAUUUGUAAAAUUUAUGAGGUGACAUAUUUAAUUCUUAUGUCUGUUACUUUAUAUGAUUUAUUAAAGAUAACUACACAUGGUGGAAA